AACAACCUUGCCAGGAGGCCCUGGAGCUCCGCGGUGCUGUUGCGCCUACGAGGGACCUGCCCAACGUACGUCCCAAUUACGGGUGGGACUGUGGGCCUGCCCCGGCGCCGCCGCUCCUGCGCCCUCGACAGCGAAAGGGAUUGACUGACACUACUUGGAUUAAUUUGAUGAUCUCCUAAGAGACUCGAAGUUAAAUUUCUAUAAACAAAUAAACUAGUUCUCUCUCAUUUGGAGCAAUGCUGAAGUUCCAAGAGGCUGCUAAGUGUGUGAGUGGACCAAUAGCCCUUUCUGCUUAUCCAAAGACCUUGAUUGCAAGAAGAUAUAUAGUUCAACAGAAACUUGGUAGUGGAAGUUUUGGAACUGUCUAUCUGGUCUCAGACAAGAAAGCAAAACAAGGAGAGGAAUUAAAAGUACUGAAGGAAAUCUCUGUGGGAGAACUCAAUCCAAAUGAGACUGUGCAGGCCAAUUUGGAGGCCCAGCUCCUUUCCAAGCUGGACCACCCAGCCAUUGUCAAGUUCCAUGCAAGCUUUGUGGAGCAAGAUAAUUUCUGCAUUAUCACAGAGUACUGUGAGGGCCGAGACCUGGAUUGUAAAAUUCAGGAAUAUAAAGAAGCUGGAAAAACCUUUCCGGAAAGUCAGAUAAUCGAAUGGUUUAUCCAGCUGUUGCUAGGAGUUGACUACAUGCAUGAAAGGAAGAUACUUCAUCGAGACUUGAAAUCAAAGAAUAUAUUUCUGAAAAAUAAUCUGCUUAAAAUUGGGGAUUUUGGAGUUUCUCGACUCCUAAUGGGAUCCUGUGAUCUAGCCACCACUUUAACUGGAACUCCUCAUUACAUGAGUCCAGAGGCUCUGAAACACCAAGGUUACAACACAAAGUCGGACAUCUGGUCUCUGGCAUGCAUUUUAUAUGAGAUGUGCUGCAUGAACCAUGCGUUCACUGGCUCCAAUUUCUUGUCCAUUGUUUUAAAAAUUGUUGAAGGUGACACGCCUUCUCUCCCCCAGAGAUACCCAAGAGAACUGAAUACCAUCAUGGAACGCAUGUUGAACAAGAGUCCUUCAUUGAGACCAUCUGCUAUAGAAAUUUUAAAAAUCCCUUACAUUGAUGAACAACUACAGAUUAGAAAUUUUGAUGCAGAGAAUCUACCUCUGGCGCACCUGAUGUGUAGAUAUUCGGAGAUGACUCUGGAAGACAAGAAUUUGAAUUGUCAGGAGGAGGCUGCUCAGAUAAUUAAUGCCAUGCAAAAAAAGAUCCACCUGCAGACUCUGCGGGCGCUGUCUGAAGUGCAGAAAAUGACACCAAGAGAAAGGAUGCGGCUGAGGAAGCUCCAGGCAGCUGAUGAGAAGGCCAGGAAGCUGAAAAAGCUGGCAGAAGAAAAAUAUGAAGAAAAUAACAAACGAAUGCAGGAGUUGAGAUCUCGGAACUCUGAGCAGCUAACUAUUGAUGUUCUCCAUGAAUCUGAUGACCUGACUUCAGAGAACCUGCCUGAGUCUCAGCCCAUUCCUUCCUUGGAUCUUGGCCCACUUGAGUCAAGUAUAGAAGACACCAUAGCUGACCUUGGAGAUCAUGACAUCCCAGAAGACCCUCUUGUGGCUGAAGAAUAUUAUGCUGAUGCAUUUGAUUCCUGUUCUGAAGAAAGUGAGGAGGAGGAAGAAGAAAUAGUGUUCUCAGGACCGGAGGGAGAGGUUAAGGAUGAAGGACCCCAGCCUGCUUACAGAACAAUCCAACAGGACAGUGAUAUUGAAGCACUGGUCAGGUGUUUGGAAAAUGUCCUCGGUUGCACCUCUCCAGAUGCGAGGACGAUCCCCAGCACAGCUCCAGACAUGUCCCUGGGACUAACAACGUUCAACAGCACAGUGGCCGCGACCAAGAUGAAACACAUGAGGGAAUCAGCCAUGCAGAAGCUGGGAGCACAAGUGUUUGAAGAGGUCUAUAACUACCUCAAGAGAGCAAGGCACCAGAAUGCCAGCGAAGCAGAGAUCCGGGCAGCUCUAGAAAAAGUGGUGCCUCAUGCCAGUGACUGUUUUGAAGUUGACCAGCUCCUGUACUUUGAGGAGCAGUUGCUGAUCACAAUGGGUAAAGGGCCCACACUCUGGAACCCACACCAACAACUGCCAAAAGCAAGCAAGUUCAAGGGGACAAAUCCAUUCAGCCCAUAGCUGGACUCCGUUAUGGGAAAUGAGUACGUAGCUGGAGCUACCAUCUCUACUUUCAAUUCCUUAUCAAGAGGAGGGAGUCCUUUAGAGAGUAGUAAACAUAUCUGCCUGUACCUGGAACCCCGGGCCAGUUGGUGUUUGGUCUACACUCUGAGGUGAGCUUCUGGACCAAGCGUGGCUUCCUGAACAGCAUUCCCGCACUGGUGCCCUCAGGGCUUCCAGAGGGUUGGACCUCCCAGUGAUGGCCUGGAGAAUCAUCUACUCUUUACCAUUUCCACUUGGAGGACAGGCUCGGUGCCUAUCUGCUUUGAGUCACAGUGCUCUGUGGCCAGCUGGCUCCUGAAGGUCGCUGAACACUGGCCUCCGACACACGGAGCUGCUAACCAGGAGUCACAAAUAUUUGUUUCAGGUGACCCAUUUUGGGUCCACUUUUGCCCUUUCCUGGCUAACAAGCAAGAUGUGCAUAUAUAUAAGGACCUGGACUAAAAAUCCAAAAAGCAAUUCUCUUCUGUGAU
This is a messenger RNA of Prionailurus viverrinus (fishing cat), 2665 nucleotides long. RefSeq names its product NIMA related kinase 11 (gene NEK11). Gene Ontology annotation, biological process: protein phosphorylation. Bases 237 to 2153 code for a protein of 638 amino acids. Lineage: Eukaryota; Metazoa; Chordata; Mammalia; Carnivora; Felidae. The record is from RefSeq and is a predicted model, not a curated record. The transcript is spliced from 17 exons. Gene Ontology annotation, molecular function: protein kinase activity; ATP binding.